CAAAAAAAAAAACGUGCUGUCAAAGUCGCGCUGAUUUUUGAUUUUACUUAGUUUUCUGUAAUAUAUUUCCAUAAUCGAUAUGGUUAACGUUAAAAAGGAAGUAACUUGCGACUAUUGUGGCACUAGCAAUGAGCCCGGACAAAUGUUGUCCGCCAAAAAGGCAUACUUUGGCAGCAAAGUUAGCGACGUUCUGCACACCAUCACAAAACGCAAUAUUCCCUCUACUUUGUCCAUCAAGGUGUGCUUCAUUUGCUUCUCGAAGUUUGUGCAGUGCGAGCGCACAAUACAAAAAAUUCAGGAAUUUGUCGACCAGAGCCUCGCGCCUUCGGGCGGCAAAAAAAAGAGCGCGAAAGAUGAUGAAGAAGAUGAAGUAGUGAACUCUGAGGAGGUAAAAAAAAAGAAACCGAUGAAGAAGCGCAGCUUCUCUGUGCCUGGACUUGGUACAUUGCAGCCGCCGACGAUAAUCGAGGCACCACAGCAGCCCAAAUGCUCCACAGGGAAGCCAGACUCUGACAUUCUGGACAACUCUGUGGUAUUGAAGCCUGCCAAAACAUCCGACAACAAGAAAAACAAUUCGAUUCUGAGUAUAUUUGGUCGAAGAGCCACUACUGCUGCCGAUGACUCAGAGGAGGAGGAUGAAGAGGAGCAAAGCGAAACGGAGGAGAAGGAACUGCCGCAGAGCAGCGCCCUUUUUCCUGCCAUAUUUGAAUGCAGGCGUUGCGAUUUUAAAGUCAGGUACCAAAAGCCAAUGAAACAGCAUUACAAGCAAGUCCAUGGACAGCAGCGUCCCAGGAUCUACUUUUGCCCAAUGUGCGCAAAAUCGUUCGGUGUUGCCAAAACGCUCAAGGAACACGCCAAGGCGGCCCAUGGCAUAGAAGACAAGCCAAAGGAAAAAAGCGGCGCUGGCAGGGCCAAGACGGUCGAGAAGGAGCUGCCGGCUGCAAGGAAAAGGAAAAAGUCUGAAAUGGAUGUGGAGGUGGCGAUCAAGGGAAUAGCCGAGGUUGAUGAAGAGCUUGCUAUCGAAGUCAUAGAGGCAAAAUCUCCUCUUAAAGCGCAGACGUCUCUUCUUAAGCAGCAGCCACGGACUCCGUCCUCGCCACAGACUCCUGUUAAGCCCCCGAAGACUCCACUGAAGCUACAAACUGAGGUACAAAAUGUGGACAGCGAGAACAAUAAUCAGUCGUUAGCCGUCAUCCGAGCGUUGAACGAGCACAAAAAGAAGAAGAAUGUGACCAACACGGAUUACACCUUUGCCAUCAACGACUCGAGUGCCUCGACGCCAAAGCAAAACGGCGAGCCAAUGCCAUCGACUGACCCGCUGAUCUGCAGCAUUUGUGAUGCGGAGCAGACGUCAGUCAAGACGAUGCAACGUCACAUGUCCACGUCCCAUGGCAUUGACAAGCCAAAGAUAUUCAAGUGCACGAAAUGCGAAAAGUCGCUGGCCAGCAAACAGUCGCUCAAUCAUCAUUUGACCUGGCAUUUGGCCAAUCCCCAGGCAGAGGUAACAUCCAAACGGCAGAUACUACAAGGAGAGGGACCUCCCAACAAGCGGAACAAGACCAAAGAAGCGGAAGACGAGUCCAAUGAUGUGGCUGAUGGGGCUGGGUCUUCGCUCAAGCAGAGCAAGAAGCUGUCCGAGACCACCAACGAUGUGACUGGCGGUAAUGCUUCGCCCAAGAAAAGCAAGAAGCUUUCUGAGACCGCCAAUGAUGUGGUUAUGCCUUCGCCAAAGAAAAGCAAGAAGCUUUCAGAGACCACCAAUGACGUCGCUGAGUCUUCGCUCAAGAACACCCCCCCUAAAGAGCUGACGGUCUCGCUGUUAUCAGACGAGGAAAAGUGGAUUUUCCCGCGGCCCAAGAAGACAAAGAAGGACCGCAAGGAGUCGGAGUCUGUCAACAUCUCGAAUGGCAACGACCUUAAUGUGUCGCAGAGCUAUCCGCUCGACGAACUGGCCGAAGUAAACCCCACAGUGCAGCCCCACAAGCGUGAAAUGUUAGCAUCCCUUUGCGAGUCCACCACCGCCGAUGAAUCCGAGUUCAAUUGCAGCCAGUGCCCAAAGAGCGUUAAGUCGCAGCGACGUCUCGAAUCGCACAUUACCAAAAUGCAUGGAAGGUCGCUCAAGUGCAGCAACUGUUACAACAAAUUUCACACUCGCCAGACCUACGUGGUGCACUUCGGAGAAUGCGAAGGGGAGGGCUCGGAGUCAGGCCUGCCGUGUGGCGUGCGCAAGUGCACAAAGGUCUUUAAGACUGUGCCAUAUCUGGAGGAUCAUUUGAAGAAGCGCCAUCAGUGGUAGGCGGCAAAGCAGCAGAAGGGAAGCCAGAAGACACCUAGAGUAAGAGAAGCUGCCAUGGAAGGUGACGCCUUUUUUUGUUGUUAAAUGUAAAAUGUACAUCGAAUGAAUGUGUACAUAAAUCAGGUGACAGUAGACACAAUUAUGUACACAUUCAUUCGAUGCACAUUUAAAAUUUAACAACAACAAAAGGCGUCACCUUCCAUGGUGCCUAAGCACCUAAGUUAAGAGAAGAUGACGCCUUUUGUUUUGUUAAAUGUAAAGUGUACAUCGAAUGCACGUGUACAUGGCAUAAGUUUAGUUUAUAAUCGUUUUUCUUAGAAAUAAAUGUAGACGCUAAAGAA
Messenger RNA from Drosophila obscura, 2637 nucleotides. It is a transcript of the gene indra, whose product is annotated as zinc finger protein CG2199. Bases 80 to 2296 code for a protein of 738 amino acids. Gene Ontology annotation, cellular component: nucleus. Gene Ontology annotation, molecular function: DNA-binding transcription factor activity, RNA polymerase II-specific; RNA polymerase II transcription regulatory region sequence-specific DNA binding. NCBI's taxonomy places the organism in Eukaryota, Metazoa, Arthropoda, Insecta, Diptera, Drosophilidae. Gene Ontology annotation, biological process: regulation of transcription by RNA polymerase II. The record is from RefSeq and is a predicted model, not a curated record. The transcript is spliced from 2 exons.